UAUCAAUUGAAUUGCAAACACAUAUACAGUAAUUGUUUAAAUGACUCAUAAAUAUGACAUAAAUUAAUGCCAAAUGAAAUGUUUAAAUGAUUUAUUAAUUAUAAGAUAUAUUAAGUUAUUAUUAAUUUGAAUCAAGUGUUUGAAUGUUUGUCAUAACUAUAUAUGACUUAUAAUCCGGUGAUCCCGUACUGCGAUCGCAUCGGUUAUCCGCUAAACAUCGGAACAUUGGUGCGAAUCAGCGGCACAUCUCACCCAACGGCCCGAUGUUUUGCAAUCAAUUUUCAAUGCGGACCAUCAAUCAACCCGCGUGACGAUCUCGCGCUACACUUAAGUCCAGUCUUUACAGCCCCGCCACGAGUAGUCAGAAAUUCAUUGCAAGGCCAGCGAUGGGGUCCUGAAGAGAGUUUCGGUGGUUUUCCGUUUAUCGGUGGCCAACCAUUUGAAUUGUUAAUAUUAGUAGAAAGCGAUAACUUUAAAAUUGCAAUCAAUGGACAACAUUUUACUGAAUUUCGACACCGCCUACCAUUAAACCGUAUCAGUCAUCUGUCCAUUGAUGGCGAUGUGAGUAUUGCUUCAAUCAUAUAUGAGUUGACACAACCAACAUACGCACCUCCGUCUGCACCGAUUGCGCCCAUACCUCCAUAUCCUGCCGGUGGAAGCGGACAUUAUGUUCCUCCACCAGUACCUGGAUAUGCUACGGGAUAUCCGCCACAAUCUUCAUAUCCACCUAAUCCUCCAGUUUAUCCAACUGGUGGUUAUCCAACUGGUGGUUAUCCAACAGCCGGUUAUCCAACUGCUGGUUAUCCAACAGCUGGUUAUGCACCACAAGGAUAUCCGCAUUCUCCUAACAAUCCAAAUAAAGGCAUAUUAGGUGGAUUAGGAGGUGCUUUGGGUGGUUUGACUGCCGGUGCUGCUGCAUCUUCUAUUGGAUCAGCAAUCCUUGGUAAAGGUAAACAUCACGGCAUCGGCGGACAUCAUUCGAAGCAUUCAAGCCCUAUACCAAUUGCAGGAUUGGCUGCUGGUGCCGGUGCUGCUGCACUGGGAGCUGCUGUUCUUACAGGACAUCAUCCCUUUAAAAAGGCAAAGAAAAUGUUUAAACACAAAGGUUUUAAACAUAAAUGGCAUAAACCAAAGUUUGGGAAAUGGAAACACAAGGGUUGGAGCAGUGGUAGCAGUUCUAGUGAAUGAUUAACAAUUAAAUUAACAAUUGUUAGUUUAAAUAUAUUUAUCGGUAAUUUAUAGCACAUUACCAUAAGUUGCAAACAUAUAUCGGUAAACUGAUGCUUACAAUAAUGUGUGUUAUUUAAUUUAUGUGACAUCAAAACAAUAGGAUUAAGAUUUCCACAAUAUAUC
Messenger RNA from Oppia nitens, 1353 nucleotides. Its product is annotated as galectin-4-like. The record is from RefSeq and is a predicted model, not a curated record. The transcript has 5 exons. Lineage: Eukaryota; Metazoa; Arthropoda; Arachnida; Sarcoptiformes; Oppiidae. Gene Ontology annotation, molecular function: galactoside binding; carbohydrate binding. The coding region runs from base 163 to 1188 and encodes 341 amino acids.